CGAGUAACCGGUGCCGGCGCAACGUUGCGUCUUCACGCUCCCGGCUAUAUAGGCCUGUGCACCAGACGUCUUUCCUUUCAAAUUAUUUUCAAUUCGAUUUGAUUUUUUUUCUAUCAGCGAAUUUGAUCGAUUUGAGAAAAUAGAAACGUGAAAACGUGACGAAUUAGCCGAGUGAAGUGCGGAUUGACCGGAAGUUGCCGUGCUGCGGGUGCUUGUACACGAACUGCUGUAUUUUGUUUCAUUUUCAAAGGGAAUUAUUAUAUAAAAGAUAAGGGGAAAGUUUGUUUUUCCAGUGUUUGCGUCGAUGUGUUUCCCGGUUAUAAUAAAAUAGGCCGCAACAGAGAAGAAGUUGCUGUUUUGUAUCUCUCACGUCCAUCGCGUCCCGUCGGGCCCCCGGAAGAGGAUCCUGAAAAGAGCAGCAGCAAGUCCCGAGAGAGAUGAGAUGGCGGCCAGGAUCGGGAUCGGCUCAGGAUCGCCGUGAUGUUUCGAGUUGAAAUCAAAGCCGCGCUGCGAUUUUUCGGUUUGGUGCGACGAAUCAUGAGCUCAACAACAGCCAAGGGAAUAAAGCGUGGCAACAAUAAAAGAAUCAGAUCCUGCGUCGUCAUUGGCGACUUGUGGGCAACAAGGAUCACAUCCAGUCGGCUCUUUUAGAACGUGUAAACAUCCGGGCCGGCAACUCUCUUUGUGGUUUCUUUCAACGGCCAGUGUGUGGCGGGAAAUUCUUAAAAUACAAAAACAAUUUUGAACUAAACGUCGUCUGCUAAAGUGAACCAAAAUGGCGGACAUCAGGAGCCAUCACCACCAGCAGCACCAGAGAUCCAUGUCGGUGCGUGAGCGGGAUCAUCAGGUGAUGCACCAUCAUCCAAGGGACCACCAGCAACUACGUGGGGGUAAUAGACGUGGGUUGGAUAGGGGUGGUGGCUACCACCCGUCAGGAGCUUCGUUGGCUCCUGACACGGACUCGUGGUGGUACAAAGUGAAGGAAUUUACGCGCAAACUGAUCGCUUUCCUGUUCGGCCACGUGGGCAUUUGCGGCCUGGUGGUGGGCUACAUCAUCAUGGGGGCGUUCGCCUUUAUGGCCAUCGAGUCGGAGGACCAGAAGCGCCAAUACGCCGACGUGGAGCGGGUGCGCGAGGCCACCAUCCAGAACCUGUGGAACAUCACGCACGAGCUCAACGUCCUGUACCCCAACGAGUGGAACGAGUCCGUCUCCAUCGAGGUCCAGCUCUUCCAGCAGAAGAUCGUCCAGUUCGUCAUGGAGGGCUACGACGGCAAGAAUUACGUCAACCAAUCGCUAGUGGCCAGCAGAUCUCAAAUAACGGACGGGAGCGGAGAACCGACGCCCGGCGACGCUGCCACCACUACCGGCGCCUGGUCCUUUUCCGCCUCUUUCCUCUAUUGCCUCACAGUCAUCACGACCAUCGGUUAUGGCAACAUUGCGCCGCGGACGGUGAUGGGCAAAAUGGUGACGAUCGUCUACGCCAUGGUGGGCAUGCCGCUCUUCCUCCUCUACGUCUCCAACAUGGGCGACUUCCUGGCCACCUGCUUCCGAUGGGGUUACGUCAAUUUGUGCAAAUGCACCUGCUUCAGCCGGCCCGUCCAUCAUCACGCCCAGCGCGGGUCACGACGCAGAAUCAGCCAGAGAUCGGCGCCAGCUAAUACAGCCAGACCCGAUUUAACGUCCGUCCAGCAGCAGCAGCAAUACGAUCCAGUCGUUUCCAUCCACCAUCGACGGAUACCGGGCGGGCCGUCCGAUUUCGACGACGUCGAAUUACAUCCAGUGGGAGGAGGAGGUCCUUACGACGUCGUGUCCGUCCAUCAUCAUCAGCAGGCGGCUGCAGCUGCCGGGCCGGCCCAGCCGGAUUACCAGACGGCCACUGUGCCCAUCACCAUUUCUCUGACGGUGAUGGUGAGUUACAUGGUGGGCGGUGCGGUGCUGUUCCAGCAGUGGGAGACGGACUGGGACUACCUGGACGGCUCCUAUUUCUGCUUCAUCAGUCUGAGCACGACGGGCUUUGGCGACCUGGUGCCGGGCGACAAGAUCAACAGCUCGUCCGGCAUUGAGCUGUCGCUCAUCUUCUGCUCCAUGUACCUCAUCAUCGGCAUGGCCCUCAUCGCCAUGUGCUUCAACCUCAUGCAGGAGGAGGUCAUCGCCAAGGUCAGGAAACUCGGCCAGUCCCUGGGCUGCAUCAAGCCGGGCGAAGAAUAAAACCAACCAACCACCACCACCGUCCCUUUAAAAAAAUUUUACAAAAUUUUCAAUUUUCAAAAAAAGAAAAAUUUUGUUAAAAAAAAAUUUUUUUUUUUUUUUCUUUAAUUAAUUUUUUGUUGAAUUGUUUAAAAAAUGUUUAAAUGUUCUAUUACACACAAUCAACAACCCCACCGGCCACUUUUACGAUUUUUAA
Messenger RNA from Daphnia pulex (common water flea), 2405 nucleotides. Its product is annotated as potassium channel subfamily K member 18-like. NCBI's taxonomy places the organism in Eukaryota, Metazoa, Arthropoda, Branchiopoda, Diplostraca, Daphniidae. Gene Ontology annotation, molecular function: potassium ion leak channel activity. The record is from RefSeq and is a predicted model, not a curated record. Gene Ontology annotation, cellular component: membrane. The transcript is spliced from 3 exons. Gene Ontology annotation, biological process: stabilization of membrane potential; potassium ion transmembrane transport. The coding region runs from base 776 to 2209 and encodes 477 amino acids.